This is a messenger RNA of Penicillium salamii, 4431 nucleotides long. NCBI's taxonomy places the organism in Eukaryota, Fungi, Ascomycota, Eurotiomycetes, Eurotiales, Aspergillaceae. The record is from the annotation of a GenBank genome assembly.
AUGACCUCGAACCCUCCUCAGUCGGGCCCCCAAGGACAAAGCACCGCUACACCCGCUUCGACCCAGCCCGCAUCUUCCCAGCCCACCCAGGCUGCUACUUCCUACGCCAACGCGACCAAGAAGUCCGCGACGGACUCGACCGCCGCCUCCGCCACCGUGAGCGGCUCAGCGCAUAAUGGGCAGCAGAGUUCUGAAUCUUCAGUGAACGGAAAACCCAUGCAAAACCAACCUGCCGCUUCGGGCGUCACCAUCGUCAAUGGGGCUCCCACUGCUCCAGCUGCCGGCGAUCACUCUCGCAAGCCCUCUGUGACCAUCACUUCCAGUGGUACCUCUGGAUAUAUUCCCAACGGUGGCGCUCCUGCCAGCCGCCCCAACAGCCUGCAGUUCGGGUUCGCAAACCAACAGAGCUCCCCCAACAUGGGUGCUCCCGCUGUCCCUGCUUCCAACCAGGCUCAGUCUGGUCUCGGUGCGCCCUCCACCAACCCCCGUGUGACGUCUCCUCAGACCUCACCCUCGCCCAUCCCUCAGCCCGCUUCUAGCGGUGGUCGUCCUCCUCCAUCUACUUACCAGGCUCAAGGAAAUGUGCCCAACUUCGGUAGCUUUGGAGAAACCGGUGAUGCCAACGCCCCCCACGGACCUCCUCACAUGCGCCGCGAGUCAUCUCAGUCCACUCACAGCGAUAACAUGAACGGUCCUGGUCGCGGUGGUUACCCUCACCAGGGUGGCCGUGGUCGCGGAUACUCUCAGUCUGGAUACCAGGGACAACAGAUGCCCUACUCACCCAACCCUAGCUUCCGCCAGACCCCCAAUCAACCACGAGGCGGUCCCAACAUGGCUCCCCAGUUCCACGGCCCCAACCAAGGCCGCCCCCUGGCUCCCUACUCUCCUCACCAAGCCCAACGUAGCCCUGCCUUGGCCAAUGUUAACCCCACCACUCCCCAGAUGGGUCAGGUCCCUAUGGCUCACCCUAACAUGCCCCCCCAGCCCUACGGUUACGGCCAACACAUGGGUCCCCAAGCUGUGAGCCCCCCCUCUUCUUUGCCCCCUCGUGCUUCCCAGAACCCCCCGCGCCGUGGAAACCACCAGAAAUUCAGCAACUCCAAACGUUUUGGAAAGCAACAAGAGCCGGUCUAUUCAACCAGACUUCCCAUGGAUCUUGCGCCUGAGAGUGGUCAAUUUGAACAAUUUCUGACAUAUAUGCAACAACAACAGGCUUACACCGGUGGCUACGAUCCCAACUACGCCGGUUACUACAACCAAGCUGGUAGUGGUUACUACAUGACUCCGCCGUCGCCUCAACCUCGUGCUGCGGGUAUGCCUUACAACAACAACCAGUACAUGGGUCAGCAGUACCCUGCGCCGAUCCCCCAGGCGGCUCCGCUUUCGCGUACCCCCUCCCAAGUUUCUACUGAUCGUCCAGGUUCGAGCCUUGGCCAAGGACCUGCUCCCACUGGCCCUGCUACCCCCGGUCACACUCACACUGCCAGCCGAACUUCCAACUCCCCUGCUCCCAAGCCACACUUCAUCAUUCCUUCCGCUAAGAAGAGUGCGGCGAUUGUCAUCAAGGAUCCUAACAGCGGCUCUAUCAAGACUUUCGACAAGAACCCCGGAUCUCCUGCGCGCGCUACUCCUUCCCCCGUAAAAUUCAGCACUCCUCCCACAUCUACUCCCCCACCUCGCACUGCCAGCGCCGCCGAGCACACUCGUUCCGACAGCAAGGCCAACGCUGCCAAGACUGAUGAGGAGAAGAAGCAGGAGUUGAAGGAUGCCGUCCGCUUGAAGAUUCAGCAAGACGAGGCUGCCCAAAAGCAGCGUCUCGCCGAGGAGGCUUCCAGCAAGCCCACCGAAGCCGAACCCACCCCUGCUAAGAAGGACGAAGUCGAGACUGCUCGCGCUGCCGUUGAGGAUCUUUCCAUCAAGGAGAAGGCUACUCCCGUCGAGGAGACCAAGCCAGUCCCCGCGGAGGAGCCCAAGCAGGCCCCGGCUCCUGCCCCUGCCCCCGCUCCCUUGGAUGACGAUGAAAUCGACUUUGAUGCCAUUGAGCGUGAGAUGGCCGAGAUAGAGGCCAAGGAGCGUGCUGCCGAAGAGGAUUACAACCGAAGCAAGGCCGAGAAGAAGGAGAAGGCUGAGCGCCAGGAGCGCGAAGAGCUUGAGAAUUACGAGGCCAACAUGAAGAAGGCCGAGGCUGAAGCUGAAGCUCGUGAGAUUGCUCGCGAGCAAGCUCGUGCUAACGGUGGAUCUGCCACGGAGGAUAGCAAGGACAUGUUCGCCGCUCUCAAGAAGGGUGGCCUUGGUGCCACCGAGACCAACACUGAAAGCGGCGCCGACACUCCCGUCUCUGACAUGGGCCCUCCUUCCAAGCCCGCCAGCGCUGCUGCCAAGAAGCCUGCUGGCCUCAAGCUCGAUACCCCCAAGCCCACAGAGCCUUUGCAGCCUACUGCGGCCAUGAAGUCACUCGAAAACGCUAAGUUCCUUGUUGAUCUCAGCAAGGUUACUUACCCAUCCUCAAUCAACCCUCCCAACGCUGUUCUGAAUGAUGCCGCUCCUGAGGGUCGCAAGUUCCACUACGACCGGGACUUCUUGAUGCAGUUCCAGGCCGCUUUCAAGGAGAAGAUCUCAGUUGACUGGGACUCACGCGUGCGUGACACCGUUGGUGACCCUACUGACUCUGCCCGCCAGGGUAGCCGCACCCCCAGCAUGGGCGGUGGCCGCAACCCCUCUCGUGGUGGCAUCGGUGGUGGUAACUUCCAGAUGGGCGGUUUCGUUGCACCACGCCCUGGUCAAUUGCCUCCUAUGGGCGGUAAUUCCAUUUCUCGCAACCCGUCUGGCUUCGGAUUCGGACGAGGCGGACCUGCUGGCAUGACCAACCUCAACAACAUGCGUACUGGCUCUGGUGUUGGUCCCCGCACUGGCUCCAAGGGUGGCCGCAACGACAGCAAGGCUGGUGGCCGUAGCAAGGCCGGUGGUCGUAAGGACGAGGAGCAGAACAAGGCCAUGCCCCUCACCGCUGGUAUGGACCUCAAGGCCAUUCAAACCUCCGCAAGCGGCUGGAAGCCCCGCAGCGUUGGCCAAACCACUGCUGGUCCCGCCCCUGGUGGUGACACCCACAUGGCUCCCGAUGUCGUGCAGCGUAAGGUCAAGGCUGCUCUUAACAAGAUGACACCCGAAAAGUUCGAUCGUAUUGCUGGCCAGAUCCUCGAAAUUGUUUCCCAGUCCAAGGAUGAGAGCGACGGCCGUACUCUGCGCCAAGUCAUCCAGCUCACUUUCGAGAAGGCUACUGACGAGGCUCACUGGGCCCCCAUGUACGCCAAGUUCUGCAAGAGCAUGCUUGAGAGCAUGAGUGCCGAUAUCAAGGAUGAGAACAUCCGCGACCGUAACGGCACCGUUGUUGCCGGUGGCAGCUUGUUCCGCAAGUACCUGCUCAACCGUUGUCAAGAGGAGUUCGAGCGUGGUUGGAAGGUCAACCUGCCCGAUAAGCCCGAGGGCACCACUGAAGAGGCUGCUAUGAUGUCUGACGAGUACUACAUUGCCGCUGCUGCUAAGCGUCGUGGUCUUGGUCUUGUCAAGUUCAUUGGUGAGCUUUACAAGCUUGGCAUGCUUACAGAGCGUAUCAUGCACGAGUGUGUUAAGAAGCUUGUCGACUACGAGGGUAUUCCCGAUGAGGCCGAGGUUGAGAGUUUGACCUCCCUCCUCCGCACCAUUGGUGCCAGUCUCGAUGCCUCCGAGAAGGGCCCUGCUAUGAUGGAUGCCUACUUCGCUCGCAUUCACCUCAUGGUUGAGACCCCCAACCUGCCCAGCCGUCUCCGCUUCAUGUUGCUGGAUAUCAUUGAUCUCCGUGCCGCCCGCUGGAACUCCAAGGAGGGUGACAAGGGUCCUCAGACCAUUGUUGAGAUUCGUGAGGCUGCUGCCCGUGCUGCUCAAGCCGCUGAGGCCGAGCGCCAGCGCCAGACCAGCAACCGCGGCGGCGGUGGCCGCAUGCCCAUGGGCCGCGGUGACGCCCGUGGCUUCGGAUACGGCAACCAGGCCCCUCCCCCCGACUAUGCCUCCAGCAAGGUUGGCAGUGAUGAUCUCCGUCGUCUGCGCGCCACCCGCAACACCAACCAGCCGAUGUCUUUCGGUCCCUCUAACCUCCUCGGCUCGCGCACCAACAGCGGUCGCAAGAACCUCGGCCCCGGCGGCAACCUAGUCCGUGGCAGUGACGACAGCGCCGCCAGCUCUCGCACUGGUACUCCCCCCGCCGGCAAAAAGGAAGACAAGGACACUGCUUCUAUGAACGCUUUCAGUGCUCUCGCCGCCCUCGAAGACCGGGAUAACAUGGCUACCUCGCCUCCAUCCAACCCUACCUCUCCGAUGCUCACCAAGUCGCAGCCCGCGGCCGAACGUCGCCCCUCAAAAACCCCGUCUGUCAAGGAUGGCGAGCCCACAGCAUAG